AUGACACUGGCAGGUAUGAGUCGGACCGGCACAGGCCUUUGGGCCGCUGCUGUGCUCCUGCUCCUUCUGUGCGCGUCGCCGCUUCUUUAUUCUUCUACAACAAAUAUCAAUGUCGUCACCGCACCCAACAUCCAAAAUCUGCCUCGGGAUGCUGCUGCCAUCUCGAUUAAGCGUCGUGACACUGCCGCGAUUCCCGACGCUCGUCGUGGCGUUGCCCACACCAACCCCCUCAAGCUCACCCCUCACGAGCCUCUUCUUUUCGAGGAACCUGUCGAGGGGUCAUCUCCCGACCUGUCAAGACGUUCCGAAGGCUUGUCAAAGCGGCGAGACGGGCCGUUGUACUGCCAUGACGGCCCCUGCAUUGACAACAGCUGCUGCGGCCCCGACAAUGUCUGCGGCUUUGGUCCUGAUUUCUGCGGGGAGGGCUGUCGUUCCAAUUGCAACGCGACGGCCAUGUGCGGCGAGCACAGCGAGUUUGCUGAGAUGCCUUGCGGAAUGAAAUUGUGUUGCUCGGCCAGCGGCUGGUGUGGUUCGACCGAGUCUUAUUGCCACAAUGCCGACCCCUUGCGAGGCACGUUGCCCUGUCAGGCCGGAUACGGUUCCUGCUACAUCACAGGCCCCCCAUCGUGCCCCUACGGCGGUGGCAGUACAGGUGGCCGUCACAUCGGAUACUAUCAGUCUUGGAACGUUCGCAACCGCCUCUGCAACAAGGUGUCUCCCAGACAGCUGAACACCACCGGAUACACUCACUUGUUCUACUCAUUUGCUUCCAUCGACCCGGUCACCUACAAGAUCGCCCAUGCUCAUCCCGAUGAUCCAGCUAUGAUGCGCGAGUUCACCAGCCUCGCCAAGCCCGGGCUGAAGACAUGGAUUGCCAUUGGCGGCUUUGACUUCAGUGACAAGGGCACGCCCACGCACUUCACCUGGAGCAGGAUGGUUGCCGACUACGGCCGUCGCGCUGCCUUCAUCUCGUCGGUGAAGGACUACAUGGACGAGUACGGCUUCACUGGUGUCGACAUUGACUGGGAGUAUCCCGGUGACCCUGACCGAGGCGGUAAUAAACUGGCUGACACGCGCAAGCUCGUUCUGUUGAUGAAGGAAAUGCGGGCAGCAUACGGCAGCAAGUACGGCAUCAGCCUGACCUUGGCGCCCGACUACUGGUAUCUGCGUUGGUUCGAUGCCAAGGCCAUGGAGCCCUACGUCGACUUCUUUGGCUUCAUGGCGUAUGAUUUACAUGGUCCGUGGGAUGCCGACGUCAAGGCUUUGGGUAGCAAGGUCCGUGGCCAAGCCGACAUUCGCGAGAUUUCCGAGAACACAAAGCCGCUCUGGUUUGACGGGCUGAACCCAGCCAAGCUCAACUUUGGUCUGGCGCUGUACGGCCGCGGUUACACCCUGGCAGACCCAACUUGCAACCAGCUGCUGUGUCCGUUCUCCGGGGGCAGCAAUCCGGCACCAUGCACCAAUUAUGAGGGUGUCAUGUCACUCCACGAGAUCCAGCAGCUGAUUGAUAAGAAGGGUCUCACACCGCAGUACCUCUCUGAUGCCAUGAUGAAGCAGAUCACCUGGGAUGAUCAGUGGAUUGGUUACGACGAUGACGAAACAUUCGCCGCUAAGAAAGCAUGGGCCGACUCGAGAUGCUUUGGCGGCACCAUGGUCUGGAGCAUCGACUUUCAAGUGGCUGGGUCCGGUGAUUCUGAGGACGAGAAGUACGGUGAUGUUGUGUACAUUGGUCAAGAGGUGUUUGAGACUCCGGCUGCACAAUGCCAAGCUCCCUGCAUCAUGGUCUUCCCUUCUAGCAGUUUAUCUGAACCCAAAGUCAUCACCAUGCAGCCCUACACGGCCACGUUGGAGGUCGGCACCACCACCACGACCCUGGUCGCCGUGAGCACACCGAGCACCACGACUGUCACGGUUGUUAACUUCUUCAAUCACUACGUCACAAGCGGACAGCAACCCGGUGCAGUCGUCACUCUACGACCGAGCUUCCAGCCGCCGCCCAUCAUGCUGGCGGUGACUGGCCAGGACGGACAGACAACCUCGAGAACUGUUCUUCCUCCGCCUCUGGGUGGCGGCGCUUCUGAUGGUGGUUACGGCGGUGAUCCAACCACGACCUCUGCAAUGGUUUCCAGCACCACAAGCUUUGUUGGGCCCGAGAAUCCGCCAGUACCAACACCCGUACUUGGUCUUGAAGACAUAUACGUGGAAGAUGAGGACGAUGACCUCCCGACCCCAACUAUCGACUUUCCCGGGUUUCCGCCCGACGCGACAGAAAUUAUCGAACCCGUGAUCGAAACCGAUAUCCCCCCACCCCCUGGCAAGACUCGUAUCAAGUGUGACGCGUGGUUCUUCAAUCUUUGCAUCGACUGGCCCGAACUUGACAUCAAGAUCUUCUGGUGGGACAUUGAGCUUCCCCAGGGCGAAGAUUUCGGCCCGGGCCCGCUCCCCCCCCGCUUGAUCAAGCGGCCGCCUGGCUGGACGUUUGGCUGCCGCACACCUCCGUGCUCUCUUCCGCCGUGGCCCAAGAUUAGGCGCGGAGGCGGUGGCGGGAUGCUUUCUGUCACACCCCCGGCUCCAAACCCUUGCAAACCAGUUACAGCAACACUCACCAUCUCGACAACCUCGUAUGGUACAACAAAGACUCAAGGCACCGUUCGAACCAUCACAACACGCACCAUGUCGAGCGAGUUCCCUAUACUUGGCUGUUCCCUCACGGACGCCACCUUCAGUGUAUCCGAAACCGCCUGCGCAACACCGCAACCCGCCCCCCGAUCGCUGGAUGAGCGGGCUGUGCUCGACAACGUACCGUCCGAGCUGAAAGAAGAUGACGACACAGCUGGGUCUGAAACCAGGCUCAAGCUGUUUGGGCGGGACUGCGAUACGAACAUGGUGGAUGUCAUCUUCAUCCCUACAGACCCUUUGAGCACUAAUAUUAGAUUUCGUCAGCAGCUAGAGGUUUCUAGGAUGGAGGGUCAUGUUGGGGGUUUUACGGUAAUCGAAUCGACGGAUCCUGUCUUUGUGGCCUUUUUCUAUGUGAAAAAGGUCAGCACGGCUUAUGCAAACUUUCUGCUCAAUCAGGGCGAUGAGCUUGGGGUAAGCUCCGUUUUACCGCCGCAAGGUCUUCUGCACAUGCGCUAA
Podospora pseudopauciseta is the source of this 3135-nucleotide messenger RNA. RefSeq lists its product as uncharacterized. Bases 1 to 3135 code for a protein of 1044 amino acids. Gene Ontology annotation, biological process: carbohydrate metabolic process. The transcript is spliced from 2 exons. NCBI's taxonomy places the organism in Eukaryota, Fungi, Ascomycota, Sordariomycetes, Sordariales, Podosporaceae. The record is from RefSeq and is a predicted model, not a curated record. Gene Ontology annotation, molecular function: chitin binding.